UUUUUAUUUUUCUUCUACUCAAAUUAUAUGGCAUAAUAAAACUAAAUAAACUGGAAAAAGAUCAAAAGAAGUACGAAGAAAAAUUGGUUGAUUUCAGCUGUGACAUAAACCCAGCAAACCCAACCUGAAUUUUUGCACAAGAGAGUGGAUCGUCGAUUGUUUCAAGACUGAAUUUUUCUUGAUUUCAUUAAUCGUAGCGCUGAGUUAUCAAGAAAGGAGAAACCGACACAAUUGAAUCCAAUUUAUAUGAUAUAAACGUUGUGAUUUGAUCAGGGAAGCCUGAUGAUGGCCACUACUGCAGUAAUUGGACUUAGCACUGGUAAAAGGCUCCUCAGUUCUAACUUCUACUACUCCGAUUUCGUUGAAAAGCUUGCCGGAACCAGUUAUCAGCAUCAGGUUCUUCCUUCAACAAAGAAUGUGAUUACAGCUAAAAAGUCAUCAAAUUAUGGCCCAACUUUUCUUUCGGAUCGAAAUCCACAAUCUAUCAGGGCAGUUAAAGAGCAUGUAGACACUGCCUCUAAUCCUUAUGCUGUGGAGGAGCCACUGCCUCAGGGAGAAGAAACCUCCGACCCUGAUUACUUGGUGGAUGCUCUCCUUUUACUGCAGAAGUUUAUGCUUGAAAAGCAAUGGAAUCUUUCAACUGACAUGCCGAGUGAGAAAGGCCGGAAGAAAGUGCAGGUUACUGGUUCUGGGACAUCUGCUAGACGGAGGAGAAUUGAUUCUCGAAGAAAACUUAUCUUCAGGAGAAGUUCGACUACUGCGCAAAUUGGUAAAAGUAAGCAGUUAAGGUCGGUUAUCAGUCCAGAGCUUCUUCAGAAUCGUACAAAAGGCUAUAUAAAGGGUGUUGUAAGUGAAGAAUUACUCACCCAUGUGGAAGUAGUUCAACUAUCCAAAAAAAUUAAAGCUGGUCUGUUAUUGGAAGAGCACAAAUCAAGAUUGAAGGAGAGAUUGGGAUGUGAUCCCUCAGAUGAGCAACUUGCGACUUCCCUGAGAAUUAGUCGGGCUGAAUUACAGUCAGAAUUCAUGGAGUGCUCAUUGGCAAGAGAGAAGCUGACAAUGAGCAACAUUCGUCUUGUCAUGUCUAUUGCUCAAAGAUAUGAUAACAUGGGUGCGGAAAUGGCAGACCUUAUUCAGGGCGGUUUGAUUGGAUUACUCAGAGGAAUUGAGAAAUUUGAUUCUUCGAAGGGAUAUAAGAUCUCAACUUAUGUUUAUUGGUGGAUUCGACAGGGUGUUUCAAGAGCUUUAGUGAGGAAUUCAAGAACCUUAAGAUUGCCUACCCAUCUACACGAAAGACUAAGUUUGAUUCGAAAUGCAAAGGCCAAACUGGAAGAGAAAGGAAUUACUCCAUCAGUUGAUAGAAUUGCUGAAUGUCUAAACAUGUCACAGAAAAAAGUCAGGAAUGCCACUGAGGCUAUCAGCAAGGUAUUCUCACUCGACAGGGAAGCAUUCCCCUCGUUAAAUGGUCUUCCGGGAGAAACACUUCACAGUUACAUUGCUGAUACUCGCAUAGAGAAUAACCCAUGGCAUGAAGUUGAUGAAUGGGCUCUUAAGGAUGAAGUAGAUAAGCUCCUUAGUUCAACUCUAAGGGAGCGAGAGCAAGAGAUUAUCCGUCUUUACUAUGGUCUGGACAAUGAAUGUCUCACAUGGGAAGAUAUCAGCAGAAGGAUUGGUUUGUCGAGGGAGAGAGUUCGGCAGGUGGGAUUGGUUGCUCUUGAGAAAUUAAAACAUGCUGCAAGGAAGAGAAGAUUAGAUGCCAUGCUGCUUAAAUUUUGAUUAUGAGGACUAUGUCUCACACACAUUCUAAACAGUAUACCAAUUUCAUUGUGUAUAUAUUACUUUUAAAUUUAAAGAAACGGCAGUAGAAAUCUCACUGUUUGUAUUUUUUCUGAUGAGAGAAAUGAAAUAGGUACUUGAAGAUCCCAUAAAUUAUCAUAUACAUAGAGGUUACUUUGUAUAUGUGUAAUGCUAUUUAGGGGUACCUUUUUGGUGAGAUUUUUCAGUAUGUAAAUUACGAUAAUAACUGAAUAUUGAUUACAAUGUUGGACAACAAUAUUUAUUCAGAA
Molecule: messenger RNA, 2063 nt
Organism: Olea europaea var. sylvestris
Lineage: Eukaryota; Viridiplantae; Streptophyta; Magnoliopsida; Lamiales; Oleaceae
Product: RNA polymerase sigma factor sigA
Exons: 11
Coding region: 283-1773 (496 amino acids)
Biological process (GO): regulation of DNA-templated transcription; DNA-templated transcription initiation
Molecular function (GO): DNA-binding transcription factor activity
Source: RefSeq, a predicted model, not a curated record